This is a messenger RNA of Malassezia globosa CBS 7966, 1410 nucleotides long. RefSeq lists its product as uncharacterized. The record is from RefSeq and is a predicted model, not a curated record. Gene Ontology annotation, molecular function: RNA polymerase II cis-regulatory region sequence-specific DNA binding. Lineage: Eukaryota; Fungi; Basidiomycota; Malasseziomycetes; Malasseziales; Malasseziaceae. The transcript has a single exon. Gene Ontology annotation, biological process: regulation of transcription by RNA polymerase II. Bases 1 to 1410 code for a protein of 469 amino acids.
AUGGGGGGUGAGCAGGAAAGCCAAGAAGGAGCUCCUAGACUGGAUGUGGAGAGGCUUUCUGCAUCAUCAUCGCAAGGUCUCCCACAUGAAGAGACGGGCAAGGUCCAGUUCCAUACCGGGGCCAACUGUGCUCCCGCUCCUUCUUCGAGCUCUCCUUCGAACCAGUGCCGAUUGCCACCGAUUGAUACGCCGCGUCCUUUGCCGCCUCACUAUAAGUAUCCAUCUCGCGCUCCCUUGAGCCGUCUGCCUUUAUUCAAGUCGAAUUCCCUCCCUGUAUUCACCAAUAAUUACAAUACCUCUUUUGGGAGGGACAUCGGUUCCACAGAGGCAGACGCUGGUUCAGCUCAAAGUGGGUUGCUUCGAGGUAAUGCAGGUCGUUAUCAGAUGCGCAACUUGCUUGAUAGCCCUAGCUCCUUUACGCGCGAGCAUGAAACACGAUUCGCACCGGAUCCUCACCGUGUGUUUUCUCCAGUUUAUCAAGACAUGGUUUCCCGUCGCAUGCACCCGUAUGCAUCUACAGAACGCAAAAACUGGGAUAACCCAAGGUGUUUAUCUCGAACAUCUGCUUUUAAUGAUUCAAACAUGGACGAAAGCAUAGAGUGCCUCAAACGUCGUCUAUCGUAUCAGCCAUCCCUCUACACGCAUGCGUGGAAUCGUUCGUUCCGUCCCACAGAUCAAUUCAGCGCUGAUUUCCAAUUCAGACGGCCCAAUCUUCGAUACUCGCGUAUGCCUGGUCGACAGUAUAUGUCUUGGACAGAAAAUUCACAUCGUGGUUAUCCAGGAUCUUUCAAAGACUCGAUUGGUACACCUUUUGAUGAAUGGCAUCAACAUCCUUUCUAUCACAAUGGACCCACGUUACUCCAAACUCCUCAAGAAAGACUCUCAGCAAACUCCUCAGUCUCAAAGACAUUGUCUGAUGAAACAAGCACACAUGGACCCAAAUCGCCUUCUGCAACUAUGCCAGCCACAUUUUCGACUGCAUCUCGUCCCCCGGAUAAUGAUGCACAUGGACAUUCAGUCUCGACCUCGUCAGACCGGUCUCCUGUACAUGACACGGAGGGCUUGAAAUAUCCUAGUGUAAUCAAACCGGCGCCCCCCGGCUUCUCUCAUGAUCAACAUACAUCCCAGUUUUUCACCCCCAAGAACCAGUACCAGAUGGCGAACAGUAGUGAGCAGCCUGUUCCGCCCAAACGCGGUGGGAAGUUGCCCAAGCAUAUUACUGACAUGCUAAAGACAUGGCUUCUCGAUCAUGCCGACCAUCCGUAUCCGACAGAAGAAGAGAAGCGGGCAUUUUGUGACUUUACUGGCUUGGACAUCUGUCAAAUUUCUAAUUGGUUUGUCAAUGCUCGCCGGAGGAUUCUAGUUCCGCAAAGCUCUCGUGCCGCCCCUGCUGCGCCGGCCCCAAGCUAA